Molecule: messenger RNA, 1848 nt
Organism: Sinocyclocheilus grahami
Lineage: Eukaryota; Metazoa; Chordata; Actinopteri; Cypriniformes; Cyprinidae
Product: voltage-gated potassium channel subunit beta-2-like
Exons: 4
Biological process (GO): regulation of potassium ion transmembrane transport; regulation of action potential
Cellular component (GO): voltage-gated potassium channel complex; juxtaparanode region of axon
Molecular function (GO): transmembrane transporter binding; potassium channel regulator activity
Source: RefSeq, a predicted model, not a curated record
ACGUUCCAGUUUGGUCAUCACCACCAAGAUAUACUGGGGUGGAAAAGCAGAAACAGAGAGAGGCUUGUCCAGAAAGCACAUAAUAGAGGGUCUAAGGGCAUCACUGGAGAGACUUCAGUUAGAGUAUGUGGAUGUAGUGUUUGCUAACAGACCUGACCCCAACACGCCAAUGGAAGGAGAUCCAUUUAACACUUCAAAAUCAAGAACAUUCAUCAUAGAAGGUACAUGGUACCCUCAGUGAGAGUUUUGACCUCCUGUCUACAAAAGCAUUUUAUGGCUUUGAUUUGUGAUAGUUUGCCCUCUUUUCCUGGUGUGAGAAACCUGACUUUGUCCAUAAAAUGCUGAAGAUUUCCAGAAGUUCCUAUUAAACCUUGUAUGCCGUAGAAUGAUUGAUUUCUUUUACUAUCCUGUCCAUCUUGCAAGUGAAAUUUGGAGAAGGUCAUUGCAUCUUACUGACCCGUGAUUAUAGUGUCAUUUUUUAUCAGUUUUUUUGUUGUUAAAUAUUUACCAUUCAUUCCAUUUUAAUAUCUUCUCCAUUAUUAAUUUUUCCUAGAAAUGCACUUGUUAUGUAGGUGUCGAGCGGAUCGAUUUUGGGGCUUCGCUUGUUUUUUUUUGUUUUUUUUUCUGUCAGUUCAGACAUAAAUACAGUUGCAUAUAUUACUCAUAUUAUAAUGAAAUGUAAAUAAUUAAAUAUAUUAAAACACUUUAACCUGCUUCUGCUCAUACUAUACUUUAGCCUAAUAUUUUAGAUUUUCUUAAAACCAAUAAAAAAGAUGCAAGAUGAUUGACUGCAGUGUCCUCCGCUUCCCUGCAUGCGAAUAUUUUAUUACUGCAAGUGGCUACUCUCUUUUUUGCAUGCGUCUGUCAUUUUUGAUAUUUUCUCUGUCUACUAAUUGUUCACACUGAUAUUAUUCACAAAUCUUGAAAAAAAGACAUAAACUGCUACUGGUAAAUUGCAAAAAUUCUACCAUGUGAACACAUAGAUUGUCUUCAUAUGUUAGUACAGAUUGGAAAUUUUAUUUACUAGAGGUUUGUGAAUGCUGUCCUCUCCUGCCUGCAGUGUUUUACUUACAAAAUAAGAGUAAUAAAUAAUUGGAUGAUUUGUCAUAUGACCUUUUUGAUUAUGUUUGUCUAUUUAAGUAUAUAUUUAAUUUUUUUGCCGUUUAAUAUGUGGGGAUGCCGUUUAAUAUGUGUAACAGUAAACUAUGUGAAUAGGAACACAGUAAAUAUAUUGGCAUCUAAUGUGGGUUUAUAAAAAAGAGACUGUAGAGACUACAUAGACCCACAAAAUGCAUUUUUAAACAAGCAGCUUUUUGGAAUCCUUUAAAAUGUUGCUAAUCGAAACUUUUUCGAGAAUCUAAGUCUGAAGGAUGGAGACCUGCUUCUUCUUAAAUUAAUGUUUGUGUGAAACUACUCCAAUGUUCGCUAUAGCACUUUACAGAUAUUUUCUAUUAUAAACAGUUUUUUUAAUCCAUUUUAUCUGGUUUCUUUCUCAUUAUAGGGUAUGUUCAUGCAGCAGUGUAAUAAUCUCAUGACAUGAAGUAGAUUGUAGGCUGGACCAUGGAAAAUUGCUCCUCUGCUAAAUGUCAAUGAAAUGCAGCCUUGUGGAGAUGUCAUGCAGUCCGGAGUCACACUCUGAUUUAUUUUCCACCCACUGAGAAACUCUUUGAGUAGAGUUACUAUAACAUGCAUAACCUUCAGGCCAUUUUUAAUGCCCUGUCACUUUGUAUAAAGAAAAUAUGAAUAAUGGCCUGUGUUGCUUCUCAGAAUGUACUUCUGCUCCACUUCCAUUACUUUACUGUUAUAUAUGUCCUUGUUUUUUACUAGCUAGGUGUAUUGCGGUCGUCU